Messenger RNA from Mya arenaria, 2845 nucleotides. Its product is annotated as heat shock 70 kDa protein 12A-like. The record is from RefSeq and is a predicted model, not a curated record. The transcript has 9 exons. The coding region runs from base 328 to 2052 and encodes 574 amino acids. Gene Ontology annotation, molecular function: ATP-dependent protein folding chaperone; ATP binding. NCBI's taxonomy places the organism in Eukaryota, Metazoa, Mollusca, Bivalvia, Myida, Myidae.
GAUAGUUAGAAGUUAGAUAGGAUUGACGAGUUACGAGUCGGAAAAGCCUUCAUGUACUCAACCAUAAACCCAUAGAAACGUAUCAAAUUGCUCUUCGCAUCUGUUGUGGAUUGAAACAAGCAGACAAUCUAAUGCAUUGCAAUAAAAGCUAGCAUAUUAACGAUACAGUAGAAGUACAACUUCAAUAUUGUGGAUUUUGACUCUACGCAUUUAUAUACGAAAAAAAUAACACAGCUGAAAACGAAAGAGGAAGUUCUUUAGAUAAGACUAGCUUAUUUCGGAAAAUUAAGUACGCCAUUAGUAAGAUAAGUUUUGGAAUGAAAACCAAUGGCGCCUCUUCUUGUUGCUGCUAUUGAUUUUGGAACAACGUACUCUGGAUGGUCGUAUUCGUUUAAACACGAAUUUGAACUCGACCCAACAAAAGCCUCAACAAAGCGUUGGCAUGGAGACCAGCUGGUUUCAUUGAAAGCACCGACAUGUGUUCUGAUCGAACCUGAUGGGGAGACUUUCUCAGCGUUUGGAUAUGACGCUGAAAACAAUUACACCAGACUAGCUGAAGCGGAGGAACAUGAACAAUGGUACUUCUUCAAAAGAUUCAAGAUGAAGCUUUAUAAUGAGGACAUAAACAGAGACAUGAAAAUUGAAGACAAAACUGGAAAGAAACUUAAAGCAGAUAUUGUUUUCUCGGCUGCAAUAAGAUUUCUUAAAGACGACCUUUUAAAAGUCAUUCAAGACCGUAUCAAGGGAAGCGUGAAACCAGAGGAAAUCAGUUGGGUUUUGACAGUUCCCGCGAUUUGGGAUGAUGGUGCAAAACAGUUUAUGAGAGAAUCGGCCGAAAAUGCCGGUAUUUCUUCUGACAAACUGAUCAUGGCUUUGGAGCCAGAAGCUGCAGCCAUUUACUGUCGAUUUUUACCGAUGGAAAAUAGUGGCCAAGGGGACUCACUGUCUACAAUAAAAACAGGAAGCCGAGUCAUGGUUGUUGAUGCAGGAGGCGGCACGGUGGAUUUUGCUGUACAAGAGGUUGCAGAGAACGGUUCUAUGAAUAACAUCUACAAGGCCAGUGGAGGUGACUGGGGCGGGACGAAGGUAGAAGAGGCAUAUGUGAAGUUUUUAGAAGAUAUAAUAGGAAAGGAUUCCAUUGACGAAUUUAAACGAUCAAAUAUGGAAGAUUAUAUAUUCAUGAUUCGGGACUUCGAAAUGAAAAAGCGAGACGUUGAUCCACUGAAAAGUGAAAAACCAGUGGUAUUCAGAAUUACAGCAACAUUACUACAAUUAGUGAAGCAACGUAAGGGCAAGGAGAUACACGAACUUAUCGUUGACUCUGCAUUUGAUAAAACGGUAUCAAUAAAAGCCGACAAAUUGAAAGUCGAUAUGGAUGUAGUAAGGAACAUUUUCAAGAUACAAAUUGAAGCUAUUGUUGACCAUGUUUCCAACCUGCUUGACCAGUCAACCGUAGGAGAUAUAGAAGCAAUCGUUUUAGUGGGAGGAUUUAGUAACUGUUCUUUGCUCCAGCAAGCUAUGAACACAAAGUUUGAUGGGCAUACAAUUCUCGUCCCAAAUGAUGCAGACCUUGCAGUCUUGAAUGGGGCUGUGAUAUUUGGACACAAGCCGGAGUUGAUUUCCCAGCGAGUGAGCAAAUACACGUAUGGAACAGACACAAAUGAGUAUUUUAUUGAACAUGUUCACAGAGAAUCGUAUAAAGAAAUAGACGAAAAUGGAGAAGCUCGCUGCAAAAAUGUCUUUGAUAAGCAUAUUACAGCUGGGCAGUGCCUUAUUAUUGGAGAAGCACAAGAUGAACAGAGCUACAGUCCAAUCGCAUCAACCCAAACGGCUAUAGACUUUGAUAUUUAUUACACCAUUGAUCCAGAUCCGAUGUACGUUACUGACGAAGGUUGCCAUUUUGCAGGCACACUGGAAGUUCCUCUAGAAGGAAGUGGAACCGACCGAUAUGUAAUGGGACGAAUGCUUUAUGGAGGGACAGAGAUAGAGGUCGAGGCUACUGAGGUCGCUACCGGGAAAGUGCAUCACCUAAAAAUUGAUUUCUUGAGCUAACCGUUCGUACAAAUACAGUACGUACCUUAACAUUUCUUAUAAACUGUGACAUGUGUGUUUAUUUCAAACUUGUUCCAAACUGUCGCAUAUGAAUAAGAAAGUAAAAAACAGAUCAAACAAUGUACGGAACUGAAUUAUCAAAAUAUAAAUAUAAAUAAAAUUAAAACGAUAAAGAUGUGCGCACAGUCUAUAAAAUUUAAGUUUUAAAAAGUGCGAUACUGGUAUAUACUAGCUAUACAUCCAUAUUAGAAUACAUGUGUUACGAAUUUGUUUACUUGCUUAUACAAUUAAAUGUUCAUUUAUUAAAAUCUUAUCUGGUUACUUACCUUAUACAACAAAGUUCAAUUUUUUGUAACAACCACCGCAUUGUAAAGUCAUGGUAAUCUUAGUUUUGUUCAGUGUAGAUUUUCGUACUUAUAUGUUCGGUAAAUGGUAUGUCUCAAAACUUCACGUCUCACGUGUAAAUAAUACAUGAAAUAUAUUAUAUUGAUAUAAGACCGUUAUAGUAAUCUUCUUCAGAAAAAUGUUCAAUGUGUUUACUCAGAAAUCUCGAAACUGAACGUGUCAGUACCCAGUGAACAUCCUUAGAUGUUAUUAAUAUCAUACCUAUAGAAUAGGCUUGAUAUUUUGAUGCGUAUGUGGUCUGUGUGUGCUGUCGCGUGUAUGUUGUGUGUCUAUCUUUAAGUGAGUCUUUGUCGUCACCUUUAUAAAUGGUCUUUGUUAGAAUUUCGACUGAUGGGCUUGUCCUUAAGUUUAUAUUGUAAUUUUUAUCGAUUGGCUAAUACAAUAAAAU